AUGGAGCAUCGUCAUUACGGCUGUAAUACAGAGGGAGAGGGAGGUUCAGCCAUGGACUUAGAUCAUCGCCAAGAAGAUCAAGAGAAGGGGGAGGAAGAUCCUUUCCUCAGAUUCGUCGAUUACUCAAGAACCGAGCUAUUAUCACUGGAAGACGAUCCAAACGGAGAUGCUGCGAGUACUGUUGGAUAUGGUUGGAGCUGGAUCGUAUCUCAUAUUCUCAAGACUUGCAUUGCUUAUUCAAGCGGUGUCACUCCUGCGAUCUUGCUAUCUGAACUCUCUCAGUCAUGGAGUGAACAACGCAGGGUUGGGGCUCCGAAGAAGAGGCUCGAAUUAAUUAACCAUCUCAAGAAGGAUCAUCGGAGGACAAAGCUUCCAAACACUGUUACCAUUGAUUCCAUAUACGAGAAAAAUUUCCUGUCCUUGAACAGUGUUCUGGAAGCUGUUAUUAUCGAUGCAUUUGUACUCCCAGGCACAAACAUCCACAUGCUUACUUUAGGGGAUUAUUGGAGCUCCAAUAUCAUAGAUCUCUAUCUACACCGCAGAUUCUAUGAUUUGGCAGGCCUUCAGAAUGGAAUUCUGAAGAGAGGGAGGGAGGUUUUCCUCACUGGAUGCUACCUCCGAACUGCCACUGAAGGUCAUGGUUAUCCACGUCUUUUGCCAACAGAGUAUCUUGUGAUUAUCUUGGAUGAGAAUCAGGAUGAUGAUGCAAUGCUACUAGGAGCUCAGUUUUGUUCAGACUCUUUCUCUUCAAUUUCUCUUGAUGCAGUGAACAAAGGGGUUUCCUAUUCACUUUAUGCAAGGAUUGAAAGCAUAGAAUCUGCGGAAAUUCAAGGGAGUUCUGGAAGCUUACAGAGAAAACAGAUUACUCUUGUUGAUGGUGAUGGUGUAACAUUAAAGUUUUUCUUGUGGGGUGAACAGACUCUCCUUGCCAAUCUUUUCAGAGUGGGAAGCAUGCUUGCACUGGACAAACCAUAUAUUGCAAGCUCUGUAGAGUGUGAUAUUAAAUCAAGCGAGGAAUUUUGUCUCGAAUAUGGAAGUGCAACACAAUUAUAUUUGGUGCCUUACAUUCAACGUGAAGAACAGGUCUGCGUAACAAUGACACAAAAUCGCCAUCAGGGUUCAAGGCCCUUGGGUUCGUAUAAUCCUAGUCAGGGUCUCAGGUUUUCUCAAGUGAGCUUGCCCUGCGAUUCUCAGGGGACCAUUGAUUUCAGUAAUUACCCUUUUCGGACAUUUGUGGAGGACCUUCACAACAAGAUGACCAGCAUCAGCCUCUAUGGUGUUGUUACAGAUAUUAUCAAAGAAAAUAAUAAACAAGAAACAGUUUUCUCUUUAAGAAUCGAGGAUACUAGCGGAGUAAUUUGGGCAAAGCUUCAUUUUGCCAGAUUUUGGUCAAUGGGAAGAGUAAGUCUCGGUCACACUGUUUUUAUAUCUGGCUUGACGUGCAUGAUGUCCAAACAAAGGAGUCUGGAAGUGUCUUGGUUUGAGAAUGGUAUUGGGGCCUCUUUCAUUAAUCUCAGUUGCUUACCAGCAUUGAUCAACUCAUCUUGCCUUCAUAAGCUAUCGCAACUCUCUGAUAUUUCUAACGUGACUAGCUAUGCGCAAGUAAGAGUUUGUCGAGUCUGGCUUGAUCCAAUUGAGUAUUAUUACGUUAAUACAAAAUUUUCACAUUCUCUCUGUGGUCACUUUGUCAACAAAAUGGCUAGUGGAUUUAUGGAAUGCAGCUUUUGUCAUAUAAUUGAUGAUACUGAGAUAGUCCGAACUUUCCAUUUGAAAAUUACUCUUGCAGAUAAGAGUACGAAAGUUUUAGCAUGGUGUACUGGUCAAACUGCUAUGGAUUUGUUGCAGAUAUCUCCGGAGGAGUUUUAUGAACUUCCCGAGGAAGAACAAUUAAUGUAUCAUUCGUCGUUAGAAAAUGAGAGGUUUAUGGUUGCAUUGGUAAAUUGUAAGCGGGAAGGCUGUGUGAAUGAUGGCCUUUUGCCAGACGAUUCUAUUUCGUGGGAAGUCACUCGUGCAUACAAGUGUGAAUGA
This is a messenger RNA of Gastrolobium bilobum, 2028 nucleotides long. RefSeq lists its product as uncharacterized. NCBI's taxonomy places the organism in Eukaryota, Viridiplantae, Streptophyta, Magnoliopsida, Fabales, Fabaceae. The record is from RefSeq and is a predicted model, not a curated record. The transcript is spliced from 13 exons. The coding region runs from base 1 to 2028 and encodes 675 amino acids.